UCAAGUUAUAAGAGCUAGUUAGAAACAGGCCUAAGCUAAGGCCGAGCUUUCAUAAUCUCUGUGUCUUUUUUUUUUUUCUUGUGAGCUGGUGACCCAAAGCAAAGUCCAGCUACGCAGGGCUACAAAGAGAAACUCUGUCUCGAAAAACCAAAUCAAUCAAUCAAUAAACAAAUAAAUAAAUAAAUCUUAAGGGGGGGGGCUUGAGAGACAGCUCAGUCAUUAAGAGUCCUUGCUGCUCUUACAGGAGAGUUCAGUUCUCAGCACCCACAUCAUAUGGCUCACAGCUGACUGAAACUCCAGUUCCAGGAGGAUCUAACACUCUUCUGGUCCCCAAGGCCACACGUAAACAUACACACAUACACACACAAGGGUAUCUGAACAUAAGUAUGCAUAUGCACAUAUACACACACACAUUUAAAAAUUAUAAAUUAUAAAGAGUUCCAAGUCAACCAAAACUGUACAGCUAAACCCUGUUUCAAAAGGCAGAGAGGGGGCUGGAUAGCUUAGUGGUUAAGAGCACUGCCUAUUCUUCCAGAGGACCCAGAUUCAAUUCCCAGCACCCACAUGACAGCUCACAACCAUCCAUAGGUAGCUCCAGUCCCAGAGGAUUGAACUCCCUUCUGACCUCCAUGGACUCCUGCACACACACAAUGCACAGACAUAUACUCGGGUGCACACCAUACACAUGACAUUAAAUGAAUAUUUUUUAAGAUUUAUUUAUUUAUUAUGUAUAUAGUGUUCUGCCUGCAUGCCAGAAGAGGGCACCAGAUCUCAUUAUAGAUGGUUGCCAGCCACUAUGUGGUUGCUGGGAAUUGAAUUUGGGUCCUCUGGAAGAGCAACCAGUGCUCUUAAUUGCUGAGCCAUCUCUCCAGCCCCAAUGAAUAAAUAUUUUUUAAAGAAAAAGGUGUAGCAUCUUGAAAAUAUGUGGGGUAUUUCUAGAAUUAGAGUGAAUAAACACUGACUCACAGCUUGACCUCUAUUUCCCUCAUUGUGCCUAAAAACUCCCCAGACUGGCAAAGCAUGAUAAAAAUAAUAAUAAAACUCAGGUUCUUCAUCUUCUCAGUCUCAACUUGAGCUUGGUUUGACAUGUAUCUGUUCACCAACCAGGGAAGACGAUACCCCUGAGGAAGUACAAACAGGUAGAAAAGCUGACCCGUCCAUGUGGCCUGUCACUCAUUCCAGGCUGGGGUGAGAUCAACCCACGGGUAACCCUGGAUAUUCCUCAGCUGCUGGUUAUAGGGGGGCAAAGUUACAUAAAUUAUGCGCUACAUAAAUGGGAGUCCUUUUGGCGCCAUGACAGACUGAAACUGAAACAGCUUAGGACAAGACAAAUUUAACAGCUGUGGAGGUGGCAGUCUGAAAUGGGUCCUACUGGCUAAUAGGACUGUGUUUCCUUCUGCUGGCUUCUGCGGUUGAGUCUCGUCUCACUCUUUCUAGUGGGUGAAGUCUUUUCUGGAUGGCAUCAGUAUGACUGACCUCCCUCUUCCAUGUUUGAAGUCCUUAUAAUUACACUGGGUUCACAUGUAAUCCAGAAUACUCUAUGGUGGUAUUUUAUUUGUACUGAAAUGUGAUUUUAAUUGUAUGUUAAUAAAUAAAGUUGCCCGGGGGUCAGAGCUAUUAGAGCCAUAGCAAAAGCCGGUUGUGGUGGUACACACCUUUAAUCCCAGCAUUUGGUAGGCAGAGCUAGGUAGAUCUCCAAUGCUGGCUGUAUCCUUGACCACACAGAGAUUAUUAUUUUAUUCGUGUUGUAAGUUUGCUUGCAAGAAUUUGUGCGAUACAUGCAUGAAGGAAUCCUUAGAGGUCAGAUUCCUAACCCUGGAGUUGCAGGCGGCUGUGAGCCACCAUGUAGGUGCUGGGACUUUAUUAAAAAGGGAUGGGGUGUUCAAUGUUCUGAGGCGCGCAUCUGUGCGCUCAGGCCACUGCCCCCACCUUGGAGUCACUGGGCCCUAGUUUCUAUUCCCGCAGACUGGCCGGCUCCUAGUCAGCUCAAGGAGUUUCUCUUUGCCUAGUAACAGGGAGGUGUGGCUGUGGCAGGCAUGGAAGGGGAAAACACAACUGAAAAGCAGUGGAGAGAAGCUCCGUUCUGGACUGUUCUGACUCUGCCAAAGGUUGGAGAGCAAUCCCACUAGGGAUUGCUGAAGGAGGCAAGUCUGGACCCAGUAAAAAUGCUCGCCGCCUGAGGUUCAGGCCAUGUACUCCUACGUCUGCCUGCCGCCCGGGGAGGGCGUCUGGCCUCGGCUGCAGACCCUUGCCUACACCUACCUGCCCGCCCCUCUGCUGCUGCCGCCCAUCCAGACCCACAACUUCUGCAGCCGCCCGGCCCCGCGUGAAUUCCACUGCUUCCAUGGUGCGGGUGCGGCGCUGGCCUCGACACCGCCCUGGUGGGCCUUCCCGCCGCCGGGUGCCGCGACCCUCGGCUCCUCGUUCCCCGCGGCCGGCGCGCUUGCACCAUCCCAGCCUGCGCCCGAGGGCGAGCGCUGGGUGCCGUGGCCCGAGGGCAGCAGCCUGCAGCUGCAGCUGCGCUGGGGACGCGUGGAGCGCACCCGGGGGCCGCCCCUGCCGCUGCCAGCUGCGGUGCGCCGCCAGCUGCGGCGCGUGUACGGCACCUACCCACGCACCGACGUGCGCGUCACCCAGCGCGGCGGCCAGUUCCUGCUGCGGGCCGCGCCGCGCGUGGGCGAGCCCGAAUACCGCGUGGCGCGGCGCGUGCUACGCCGGCCGGCUGGUGGCGGCGAUGGGGACAGCGGGGACAGCCGGGCCGCUCCGGAGGCGGUGCAGGGUAACCGCCCCAAGAAGAAGCAAGGUCUGCGCUGAGCUCCUCACCGCGCCUGCGCGCCUGCCUGUCCCCCUCCACCCUCCAGCCCCCGCUCUUCUGUCCCUGCACUAUGAUUUGUUUUGAGUUAUUGCUAGACGGUGCGGGAAAGGAGAGAAGGGGUUUCCGUCCAGAGGGUCUUGGGGUGAAAGCAGCACCUGGCUGCUUCUCCUCUCCCUCCUUAGCAGUCUGUGUGGGCCCCACUUCCUCUCUCCCUUGCGCUGCAACACCCCUCUCCCCAGCUUGGAAGGGGAAGUAAAGAAGCGAGUGAAGUCCAGUG
Molecule: messenger RNA, 3092 nt
Organism: Peromyscus californicus insignis
Lineage: Eukaryota; Metazoa; Chordata; Mammalia; Rodentia; Cricetidae
Gene: CUNH10orf95
Product: chromosome unknown C10orf95 homolog
Exons: 2
Coding region: 2191-2814 (207 amino acids)
Source: RefSeq, a predicted model, not a curated record